UAGUUACGUUUUCUUCUAUACUAAUAUUAAUAAUUAAUUUAUAAUUUAUAAACGCAAUAUAUUUCUUCCAUGUAAUAUGACAUGAUUAAGUAAUGAUUUAGAAUUGCUAACACAAACAGUGGUUUAGGUAGGGUGUAAUUUAGUCAGUUCUAAUUAAUGUCUUCCACAGAUGAUUAUUAAGUUAAAUAAUUUCAAUUAGCAGUAAUCUGUGUUGCUCGCACAUAUCUACUUGAAGUACAGACUACAUACAACUCAAUUUUUGGUAAUAAGAUGAACAUGAAGAUAAUAUUUAUUAAUUAAAUACAUAUGACAACUUUUGACAGUCUUUAAUUUAACUUAUGACAUGGGAUCUGUACAACUUACCAAUUAUAGUACUCAUGUUUCAAGAUAAUGUAUUCAUGAAGGUGUUUAUUGUUGAUGCUUCCUUUUAAUAAUUUGACAGUAUAAUAAAUUGCAAGCAUAUUAGUUAUUAGGUAUUAAUAUGUACAUACAUACAUACAUACAUACAUUUUUGUUUUGUUACAAGAGCCCUUAGGGCCCAGGUUAGAUACUGCUUGGACAGAACUACUCCAGAGAGAGGCAAUUGUACGUUAGUUCCUUGCCCAAGGGAACUUAUGUAUGUGGCUCUCCUGCACUUGAACUUCUGACCCAAACAUCCGGAUGUUUCCAAUCUCCAGCUGCACACUCUAACCAAUUGAGCUGCAUACAUUUUUUGGCCCAGGUUUGAUACUGCAAGGACAAUCUAAACUCAGUUACUAUAUGUCAUCAUGUUCUUCUUCAUCUUUGCUGCCUGGGAGUGCUGCUGCUGCUAUUGCUGCUGCUGCAGUCACUCCAUCAUGUCACCAGGUACGUCCCACUGCUGCUGCUGCAGUCACUCCAUCAUGUCACCAGGUACGUCCCACUCGCUGCAGUUCACACUUUAUACUUCACACUUCACACUUGCUAGACAGAACUGACACUCCGGAGAGUGAGGCAAUUGUAUAUUAGUUCCUUGCCCAAGGGAAUUUAUGUAUGUGGCCCUCCCGCACUCAAACUCUAACCCAAAGGUCCUGGAUGUUGCCAAUCUUUAACUGCACACUCUAACCAAUUGACCCACAUACAUACAUACAUACAUACAUAUGUACAUACAUAUAUACAUUAUACAACCAAAUGAAUUGGUACAGUUACAGUAAUGGCCAGCUAUGGCAUGAUUUUCUUAAGCAAGAAACUAACACACAAUUGCUUCUCUCGACUCAAGAGUAUAAAUGAGUACCUGGUCUUUGACUGGGGAUGGACAAGACCGCUGGCUUGGCAGUAACAUCAUGCAGCACGGGUACGUGUGGGCUUGAGGUCCAGUCCCAAGGCUCUGCCAAAGUCAGUGCACUUGGAAGCUCUGGCCAAGCAUCAUAGGGUUCAUCAGCAUGGCCUGAAACUUCGAUUAGGGAAGGAGGCCCACCUAGAAAUAGGAAAGGCUGAAGGGCACAUCCAUUUGUCGAUUUUGUCUAUUGUGUGUGUGUGUGUGUGUGUGUGUGUGUGUGUGUGUGUGUGUGUGUGUGUGUGUGUGUGUGUGUGUGUGUUGGUACAGUGUACUUGUAUGCAUAUAAAUAUGUAAGCUACAAAUAGUCUAGUACAAUUUUUUCUUUACAGUGUGCUGAUGGUUUGAGGGUAAACAAGGGAAUAUACAGCUAACAAAGCUAGGUCUCAGUUGGAUGAGGCUACAGAUAUCAUGUAUGUGCAUAUGUGCAUGGUAGCUGACAUAGGAAGUGGCUGCAUCACAACUCGUACUUUACUUUUGUGUGUGGCCAUGCAAGCACCACAGAUAUGAACAAAGACAACAAGACUGUUGUAGUAUUUGACAAGAACAAAGAUGGAUUCAUGCAUGUUGCAAUAACUAGUAUAUAUCUAUAAUCAGAAAUAAUUAUAAACGAUAGUCAAAUCGUAGAUUGUUCUUGUUCUGUAAUGGUGCUAAACUGCAGUUGGUUAUAUUUUAUAUAUAACAGACCAUUUCUAAUUACUGCAUAGCAUUAGGAUUUCAUACCAGUUGAUUUUCGCUCAGUUAGUGUAAUAAAUGAAAAGGUGAAAACGAAAUGUACUGUAUAUCAUCAGAACGGAUUCCGAGGCUGUUCAUGAAGCGCUGCGAUCACGUGUCAGUUCGCGCGCGAAUUACGCUCUGAAUUAAUUAGCUCCCUGCACGUCAGUUCAGUGAAGCCGCUGAAGUAUCCUAGUCACUUCCGUGUUUACAAUUUGAAUGGAAGAGGAAUCUGAUCUUUGCGCUGUGCGCCUACCUGAAGACCUUCUAUGUCUAGAAGAACACAGAUGGCUUAGUGAUGAUGUAAGACCUGUCUCCUAGUAAAAUAAACACAAAACCUUCAGAACGUUAAUAAAUUGCAAAUUUAAAAUUUUCUACUAAUUCAAUAUUUGAUAAAGUGGUUGCAUAUUGUCAUAAUUCUAAUUAAUUUUCUGUAGGUUAUUCGGCAAUAUCUAGAGCUUGUUCGAAGCACUAUCCCUUGCAAAGAGAAGAUUGAACUGGUUGAUAGCCUCUUCAUGGAAAAGUACAAGUUGUGUGGAUAUGAUGGUGUGAGUAACUGGAAAAAGCAAUGGACAUUGUCAGACAAUGAAAAGCUUCUAUUUGUUAUCAAUGACAACUCUAACCACUGGACACUUAUGGUUGGUGAACCCAAGAAGAAAACUAUGAUGUACUAUGACUCAUUGGGUGGCAAUGGAAAAUCGUACUUUGAAAUUAUACAGAACUUCCUAAUGAAGCGCUUUGAGAGCUAUGGUUGGAGUCAUCAAGUAGCUGAAACGGCAAGAAAGGACUCUGAAAGUCUUUCCACCAACCAAAAGUCAAAAACAGAAGGGCUGGCUACGUGAGACUACAUACAAA
This is a messenger RNA of Corticium candelabrum, 2863 nucleotides long. Its product is annotated as sentrin-specific protease 2-like. Gene Ontology annotation, molecular function: cysteine-type peptidase activity. NCBI's taxonomy places the organism in Eukaryota, Metazoa, Porifera, Homoscleromorpha, Homosclerophorida, Plakinidae. The record is from RefSeq and is a predicted model, not a curated record. The coding region runs from base 2524 to 2850 and encodes 108 amino acids. The transcript is spliced from 7 exons. Gene Ontology annotation, biological process: proteolysis.